GUCAGUUCGAUACAAAUCUCAAAUGCUGCUGCCAUCAUGGGGUUUUUCAACACGACCGCCUUCUUCGUUUCGAAAGCUAGAAUGAUGGAUCCUCUCAACGGGAGAAUAGUCCAACAUUUGGGUUGGAAUGUUCCCGCCGAAGAGCUCGUCCACAUUCCGGAACACUGGCUGGCAUAUCCAGACGUCGACAAAUCCAUGCACUUUCUUCUAGGCAUUGUUUAUUUCUUCUUCUUCGCAGCGGCCAUCAUCGGCAACGGAAUGGUCCUUUGGGUUUUCUGCUCAGCUAAAUCACUUCGUACAGCUUCCAAUAUGUUCGUCGUAAAUUUGGCCUUUUGCGAUUUUCUAAUGAUGCUUAAAGCUCCGAUCUUCCUCUACAACACCUACCAUCAGGGCUUCGCGUUGGGCCAUUUCGGGUGCCAGUUAUUCGCGGGAGCUGGCGCGCUUUCCGGCAUCGGGGCCGGGGCAACCAACGCUUGUAUCGCUUACGACAGGUACACGACGAUCACUAGACCAUUCGAUGGCAAAGUAUCCAGAACCAAAGCCUUGUUCAUGAUCCUGUUUGUUUGGUGCUACACGCUACCGUGGACGCUGUUCCCCUUGCUGGAGGUCUGGGGACGGUUUGUACCUGAGGGAUUUUUGACGACUUGCUCUUUCGAUUAUCUGACCAGAACUAAUGAUAACCGCAUGUUCGUAGGAACGAUAUUCACGUUCUCCUAUGUACUUCCGAUGAUGCUAAUCAUCUACUUCUAUAGCCAGAUCGUUAGUAAAGUGUUUAGUCAUGAAAAGGCGUUAAGGGAGCAGGCGAAGAAAAUGAACGUGGAGUCGUUGAGAGCGAAUCAACAGCAACAAACCGAAUCAGCGGAAUUGAGAAUAGCGAAAGCGGCGAUAACGGUGUGCUUUCUGUUCGUUGCUUCUUGGACGCCCUACGCCGUUUUAGCGCUGAUAGGGGCCUUCGGGGAUCAGUCUCUGUUGACGCCCGGCGUUUCUAUGAUUCCUGCGGUUACGUGCAAGUUAGUGGCUUGCAUUGAUCCUUACGUUUACGCCAUCAGCCAUCCCAAAUACAGACUGGAAUUACAAAAAAGGAUGCCUUGUUUGGCCAUUAACGAGGCAAGUGAAACAGUUUCAACGGCAACUGAAACCGCAUCUCAACCGAAUGCUUGAAUUUAUCGCCAACAACGUCUCAUCAUGGUUAAUGUAAGUGUAGAUUUGUAUCGAAUUGAAAGAAAAUUCACUAUAAAAUUGACCAAGCUUCGUCUAACGGACUACGAUUUUUCUUUGUUACCCACACUCAGUUUUUUCAAACGUUAUUGAAUAAUAUUCAUUAGUUUGCAGUGGCAAUAUUUGUGUUUGAAAAGCUGAAUUGUUUUCUCUAUUGUUGAUUGUGUUAAUUAAUAUUUCUUAUUAUUUCUAAAUCAUAAAAAUGUGUAUAAAAAUUUGUUAAACAUGUAUAAAAAAUUAUAAUUCAACGAGCA
Phyllotreta striolata is the source of this 1472-nucleotide messenger RNA. The record is from the annotation of a GenBank genome assembly. Lineage: Eukaryota; Metazoa; Arthropoda; Insecta; Coleoptera; Chrysomelidae.